Molecule: messenger RNA, 15705 nt
Organism: Adineta ricciae
Lineage: Eukaryota; Metazoa; Rotifera; Eurotatoria; Adinetida; Adinetidae
Source: the annotation of a GenBank genome assembly
AUGGAUGAACGCCACUGGUGGAUUGCCUCGAAAGUCGAGCAAACCUUUUGCAUUGACAAGACAUCUUCGACUGAUGCUUCAUUUACUGAAACAUUCUUUCGUCGACCAGACGUGCUAAGUAAAAUCAACAGCUUUCUCUGUGCCAAAGGUUCGAAUAAACUAUUUUUCUACACAACACGAGAUAAUCUCUAUGCCAAAGAGAUCAUCUGUUGUAACAAUAUCGUCGAUGAAUAUGUCCUCGUCAAUGAACCGCUAGAUAAUUUAGUUUUAUUAUUUUUUAUUCGGUCGGAUACGAGUUCCGAUGCAACAAUUUCGCCUGCAUCAGAUAUUUACUGUGGAGAAAUCAAACAUCCAACGCAAAUGACAUCAUUAUUAUACUCACAAACGUUGUUGCCUUUGUUUAAAAAAGAAUUAUCAACUAAUACACAUGACAGUUAUAACCAAACAUCCACUAAAACCGCAAUUGUUACUCAAAUGGAAAAACAAAUCGAUGGAAUCAAUGCGACGUGUCAUUCGUUACACAAAGACAAAAACUUACUAUUGAAACGUGCAGAUGCCGAAACAUUGCAUCAGCUAAAACAAACUGCACGCUCAACCACAGACAGUCCAGUUAUUCGCAAUUGCGAAACGUUAGUUCUAUCAUGGAUAACAACAAUCGAAAAUGUUCUUCAAGAUAUUUUCGGCGACGAUUCAAGUCAUCCGGCACUUGGCCCGUUGAGUGAAAUCGAACGAUGGACGCGUAAACAACGUUUGAUUAAUAAUCUACUUGAACAAUUGAAAUCGAAAGAAUGCAAAGCAGUCAUUGGUGCUUUGAUCACAUCGAAAUCGAAAGUCAUUCGAAAAUGGAAAGCAAUCGAUGUUUCAAUAACUGAAGCUCAAAAUGAAUGUCGGGAUAAAACGAAAUUUCUCGAAUCAAUUCGACGUUAUUUAGAGAACUUAACUGAAGAUGCUCAUCCGCAAAACUGUGCUGUGAAUAUUUUACCGGCAUUAUGUGAUGCCAUGCGAACGGUUGAAUCCGUUUCAAGAUAUUAUGCUCGACAAGGUUAUUUAGGCUUGAUUUUCUCCAAAGUAACGAAUCAAUUGGUGAAAAUCUGUAAACAUCAUAUCAAUGAUGACGAUUUAACGCAACUUUGGCCAAAGCUUUUUGAUGAAAUUCAAGCUGGAGGAUCGAUUGAUGAUAUCAAAGAGAACUUUCAUUUAGAUAAACGAGAUAUCAAACGUUUUCGUGAAGUUCCGAAAGGUUCGGUGCCAUCAGAAACCACUACAACUGGCGAAAGUACUUUUCAACGUCUAAAAAACUGUCUUCUAUUACUGGCAUCAUACAGAGAAACUUUUCACGCGUUAAGAGAUGCACUUGGCGGUGCUCAAAUGUUGGCAACAACUGCGUUUUCGUCGGCAUCAUCCACUGUCAGUGGCACAACGAGCUCUCAAAAUCGUGAUCUGAGCCAAUUACGACAGCAAAUACGACGGGCGAGUGGAGUAUUAAUGUCCGCAGAUGAAAAGAUCUUUCAAAAUUUGGAAGAUUUCUGUCGUCGGAUCGAACAGAUGAUUGAUAUGACAAUUACAUUAAAUCAAUUUUCUCAACUUAUUCGUACAACAGUUCGAUUACCGAAACCAAAACGAAAGGAUAUUCUCGAUGCUGAACAGCUUGCUAAUCGUACUGAUACUUCGACUCAUAAAGAUGAUCAUGGCGGCGAGAAUGCAUCUGAUGAAGGUAUUGACGAUGGCGAGAGUGAUUCAGGUGCUGCUCCUUACGAUUAUCUUCUGUCCACGGUGUCCAAAGCUGAUCUUGAUUUAAUAAAGAAACAUUAUGAAGAUGAAGAAGAGUCUUUACCUUUGAACGUUUUCAUUGCCAAUGGUGUUGAACAACUCAAAGCCUUGCUGGUCGAUACCACACCAUCGCCGGAUGAAGAAACAAAUAAGUUCGAUUUGAUACAUAAUCAGUUUGCUGCAAGUGCACGUGAACUUGAACAGUUACUUGGUGCUUAUAUUAAUGUGACAUUUUCGAAAACUAAACGAACACAAGAAGGUCUGGCGAUUCUCGCUUGUUUCGAACCGAUCUGCGAACGGAACUAUCUUCGUCCGAUACUCCGCGAUGCUUAUGUGAACUUAUUCUUAAAUUUCGAAAACGAUCUCUUGGAUAUUCGAACCAAUUUCGAAGCUCAAAAGGAUGAUCCACCCAUACCGCGCAAUGCACCACCCAUAGCUGGUGCAAUCGCCUGGUCGCGAACAUUGCUAACUAAAAUGGAGAAAUCUAUGGAUAUAUUUAAAACCAAUCGUCAUAUCAUUGCUCUUGGAAAUUUUCCAGUCAUAUCGAAACUUUACAAUCGUACAGCAAAAGCUUUGCUUGUAUACGAACAAUUGUUAUUAGCUCGAUGGAAGGAAAAACUUGAAAUAUGGAAAGAACAUUUGGAUACGAGUUUAUUGUGUUUAGUAAACGAUGAUGAUAAUAAUAAACAACUUCGAAUCAACUCAAAUUUGGAAUUAUUCUCAAUAUUCGAUGAAGCAAAAUGGUUUAAACGAUUAGAUGUCGAUAUUCCAAAGGCAGCCAUUGCUUGUAUACAAAAGGAACAAACGUUCAAACAAUACAAAUCUUUACUUGAAGAUCUUCUUAAACGAUUUCACGAUUUACAGUCUCAAAUAUAUCCGCCAUUUUAUCCGUUAUUCACUAGUCAGUUAGCUCAAAUCUAUCGAGCAUUCGAACCCGGUCUACAUACAAUCAAAUGGUCAACUCUCAAUAUCGAUGUGUAUAUUUCGAAAGUUCAUCGAGCACUCGACCGUUUCGAAACGUUCAUUCUGAAUCUCAAUGGUUUAAUUGCGGAGAAAAUCGAUAGUAUUCUUGACAAUGAUUUGAUCAACUCUUCAUAUUUAUUGUUCUCUCCGGAUUAUAUUCGAUCGAAAUUAUGGUCACCGGCGGAGUUUUACGAAAAUGUAUCAGCACAUAUAAACGAACAAGCAGAUUUGAUUGGUAAGAAGUUUUUCGAAGUGCAACAGCGAUUUCAAGAAGUCGAAGAAAUAUUGAAAUUGAAUACCUCGCAAAAAUCUCGAACGUCAACAUCAUCAACACGACGAACUAAGACACCAACGGCGCCCAACGAAGCUAUGCUGACAUUCAUACGUUAUUAUCAAGAUAAAAUGAUAUCUUGUGUACAAAAAAUAGUCGAACGUAGUUUGCAUGUCUUUGUCCGAUUAGCUUCAGUCGCCGAAGAAAGUUACCUGACCGAUCAAAAGAAGUUAGUUCGAGAAUUAUUCGAUGGACAAUCCAUCGAUGAACAAUUCAAUCAGAUUGAUACCGAACGAAUUAGAAUUGGUUGUACAAUGCAAUAUGCUAUUCCAGAGAUAAGUAUUGAUCCAGAACUAAUUCUCUGUCAGAAGUCUAUUCGUGAUGUUGCAUACGCGAUAAUGAAUUGCGAAAAACGAGUCAGUGAAUCGGCUGCUUUCGACAAUGACACAUCACAGCGCUUAGCAUCGACGAUUACAGCAGAUCCAUAUGUCGCCGAAAUCGUCAGUCGUUUAUCUUCCAUCGAUGCCGAUGUCACCCGUAUAUCUCAAAAUGCUGUUCAAUAUAUUCGCACAUUCGAUUUUCUUUGGCAUGAUGAUUCACAGUUGCAAUACCAGACGAUCACUCAACAAGACGAAGAUGGUGAUGACUAUACAAUUGUAAUUGAUCCGAAUGGCAUUCCAACGAGAGAAACUCGGCAAUAUCUUCAAGGUGAAUUGGAACGUCUUGUGCAUAUCGAAGAACGUUUGAACUUCUUUCCACACGAAAUUCAAAUUGGUUGUGUUUGCAUUGAAACAGUUCCCAUCAUUAAUUCUCUCCGAACAUUUAUCUUCAGUUGGAAAAGUCAAUAUGCGAAAUUAUUGCAUCGAUUUGCGAAAAGUCAAUUGGAUGAAGUGGUCGCCUAUCGACAACAAAUUCAAGAACGCUUCAAUGAUAAUGUAUCUACAUUGGAACAGUUGGAUGAAGCAUUGAUUUUAUUGGAAGAAUUGAGCGAAAUGGAAAACAAAAUUGAUUCGAUUUAUUUACCAAUUGAAACAACUUAUUCUCUAUUAACUCGAGUUUAUAACGUACCGAUUCCACGUGAUGAAUUGCAUGAAUGUUCCCAAUUACGGGAUAAAUGGUCGGCGUUGAUGUUAAAUGCUGAUCGCGUCCGAAAACUAUUAUUACAAGAACGUCGUCAACAAUUAGAACAAGAGUUGGAUAAACAAGUGAAAUCCUUCGUCGUGGAAGUGAUUCGCUUUCGAAAUGCAUUCGAUGUCGAAGGACCCAAUGUUCCUGAUAUUGCACCAUUGGAAGCAGCGAAGCGUCUGAGAGAUUUUCAAGGACAAUACAAAAUCAUGCAUCGGCGUAAACAAACACUAAAUUCGAUUUCUACGCUUUUUAGUCUACAACCCAAACAAUUCUCUGAAUUAGACAAAACCGGCGAAGAACUGGUUUUACUCGAUCAAUUGUACAUUUUGUACAAGAAAUACAUUGCAUUCGAUACAACAUUCCGUAAUACUCUUUGGUCGGAAGUGGAUCUGAUUCAAAGUCAAAACGAAUUGAAUGACCUAUGGACGGAGUUUUGUAAUCUUCCGGAAAAAUUACAGGAUCGAACGUGGACAGCUUACUAUGAUUUGGAAGGACAUUUGAGGAAAUAUCUCGAGUUAUUUCCGAUUUUAUUCAUUUUAAAUGCAAGGGAAAUUCGAAGUCGUCAUUGGUUGAAAGUGAUGCAGAUAACUGGAUGUCAAUUUCAAUUAGAAUCGAGUAUAUUCAAAUUGAAUGAUCUAUUAGAGAUUCCACUGGAUAAAUAUCGAGAAGAGAUCUCCGCAGUGUGCUUUUCGGCACAAAAGGAACUGGAAUUAGAAACGAAAAUGCGAAGUAUUGAAGAAGAAUGGACGGAACAGAUUCUUAGUUUUGAACCGUACAAAGACUACGGUUCAGUUCUAUUGGAAAAACGCUAUGUUGAACAUCUGCUCGAACAUUUAGAAGACGGCGAAGAAACGCUUGCACAAAUGUUAACAACACGAUAUAUUGAACCAAUGCGUGAAGAAGUUGCCUCUUGGUCGGAUAAGUUGAAGACCAUUGGGGAAAUUCUUGAACUUUGGCUUGAAGUGCAAGAUAUGUGGUUAGGAGCUGAGAGCAUAUUUAAUAAUCCAUCAGCAGGAAAAGAUAUUUCAUUAGAAUCGAAACGAUUCGUGCGUGUCGAUAAAACUUGGUUGAAAACGCAACGACAAUCAGCGGAAAUUCGAAAUGUUUUACAAUGUUGUUUAAGUGAGCCACCAAAGAAAGGUAUUCUCAGAGAAAUGCAAAAAGAAUUAGAAAUAUGUAAUAAAUCCAUUGCAUUAUAUUUGGAUCGAAAACGUCAACUAUUUCCUCGAUUUUAUUUUCUUACCGAUCGAACGUUGAUUUCUCUAUUAAGUCGACAAGACACAAUUAGUUACAUAAAACCACAUUUUCGUUCGUUGUUUAACGGUAUUGAUGAUUUGAAAAUAGCUGUGACUACUCUUGACCAACCAAAAAUCGAAAGUGGACGACGAAGUGCAGCGAAUAAUGGCGAUUCGCGUUCUCAUAUCGAUAUCACCCUUUUAAGUCAACAUGAUAUCGAACAAGUUCUAAGUGAUGAUGGCGAAUGUCUACAAUUGAUGCACACGGUUCCAUUACGAAAAUCUGUCGAACAAUGGCUUGCCCAAUUACAAGAAACAGUUGCAGAUACGAUUCGAAACGAUGUUGCUUCGUGUAUCAAAGACAUCGAUAGUGGUUUACCGUUCGACGAGCUCGUUUCGAAAUACACAUGUCAAGUAGCAUUAGUAGGCUUAUUAUAUGCUUGGACACGUGAAAUCGAGACGGGUAUGAUUGAUUCGAAAACUGAUCGAAAGGGUCUACAAGCAGCAUCGAAACGAUUCUUAACAUCAAUUCAAAAGAUGUCGUCUGUACUAACACGAUCACAAUGGAAAACGCCAACACAACCCGUUUUACCUAUACAUAAACUACGUUUAGAAGGAGUUCUAUCCUUCGUUGCCUAUUUACGUGAUAAUAUCGAAGUUGUCUGUUCACGGCGCCGCGAUUUAUCUGCCAAGGAUUUCGAUUGGCGACGAUGUUUUCGCGUGUAUCAAGUAACACCAUCGCCGCCAUUUCAGAAAGCCGAACGAAAAACGGCCGAUAGUAGUGCCGUGGCAACACCUGCACCUGCUGAACCAGUCCGAAUGCAAGUGUUAGAUGAUGUUUUUACUUAUGGUAGUGAAUUCUAUGGUGUUCAUCAAACGCUAUGUAUCACACCGACAACAGAAAAGUGUUUUCUUGGCAUAUGGGUUGCACUGUCAUUUAAACGACCUGUACUUCUACAAGGCAAAGCAGCAGUUGGAAAAAUGUAUACAAUAACGAGUUUGGCUCGUUUUCUUGGUCGAUUUAUCGCUACUUUCGAGUGCUCUCAACAUGUUGAUCCAUCUGCCGUGGCUAUGUUUAUCACCGGAUUGGCCACGGAUGGUUGCUGGGGAGUCUUUCAUAAUAUUCAUACUCUAUCUGCAAAUGUUUUAUCGUCACUGGCGGAGUACGUCACAGUUGUCUGUGAUUCGCUUCGAGCAAAUAAUCCAUCGGCUACGAUUAUUUCUGAGAACAGAGAGAUCGCCAUUCAACCAUCGAUAGGAAUCAUGGCAACCAGAAAUCCAUAUGCUCUUGAUCCUAACAAUGACCAUCGUAUGGUUUUAUCAUCUGAAAUACGUUCUCGAUUUCGUAUUGUUUCAUUGGUUAAACCUGAACUUGACCAAAUUUUCCGCAUCAAAUGUUUCGAACAUAACCUCAAGAAUCCCAAUAAUAUUGCAGAAAAAAUCUCGCUUCUUUACGAAUCUAUUCGUUUAUAUUUACCAAUUGAGCAACGUUCAAUAAUAUCCUUAACAUCGUUUCUCGAUCUACUUCAGUACGUUAAUAAUUUGAAAAAGCGUAGCAAUUCAAGACCAAACAGUAUGACAUCCGGUGGAAAUAAAAUCGAUGAAGUUCGACGAUCCCUAACAAUCAAAACAACAUCGUACACCGGCACUAAAUCAGAUCAGUUCCUUCUAGCUCAACUGUUCAUUGAUGUCAUCGGUGCUCGAUUAGAUCCCGAGCAUGCGAAGACUUUCCGUGUAUUCGUUCUCGAUAUCUUCGUUGGACGUGACGAAGCAAAACUGGCCGCAAUGAAUACUACCGGCGCAAUCUUAGAGAAAAUUAUCAGUGACAAAGCACCAGAUCAUGAUUUUAUUCCUAAAAAACUUUGGAUAGCUAAAUGCACACAAAUGAUUCACGCAGCGAAUGUUUCGAAAAAUAUGAUACUAUGUGGCUCACCCUAUAGCGGCAAAUCCAGUGCAGCAAUGUUAAUGAUCGAUGUUCUAACACAAAUACAACAACAGCAACAAUUACUAUCCGCGUAUCAACAACAAAAGUCAAGCUCAAUCAGUCAAGAAGCCAAUUAUACACAAGAAUCAGCUGGGCAAACCCAUAAACUUUAUCGAAUCAAUCCAUUAGCUAUUGAAUCGGAAAGCAUCCUUCUUGGUUACUAUUCCUUAGCUAAUGAAUGGCAAGAUGGUAUUCUUACUACGAUGUUACGCAAAGCAAACCGAAAUUGCCACAAGAGUUGGUUUUGUUUCGAUGGAAGUAUCAGCCGAACAUGGGCAGAUCUACUUCCAUCAAUACUGGAGAAAGAAGCAUCAUUACAAAUACGUACUGGGGAUAAAUUAUACCUUCUCGAUCAAGUGAAGUUUAUGUUUGAAACAUCCGAGUUAACCGAUGCGUCGCCAGCAUUUAUUGCGAAUUCAACAGUUAUCUACUUCGAUAAGUCUGUUAUCGAUUGGAAAGUUCUUGCUGGUACUUGGUUGAAAGAUCGACGUCAAUUAGAAUGUCUUCGAGGAGCAUUCGAUCGAGUGAUGGAUCCCGUGCUAACGUACCUUCGCGAAGAAUGUCCAAGGUCAAUUUAUUAUUCGGAAAUGAGCUUAUUUGCCAUCGCACUUCGCUUAUUGGAUGCAAUCUUGCUUGAGAAUACGCAUAUUACAACUGAUGUUCACAUCGAACGCUUCUUUAUUUUCUGUUUGACAUUUGUCUUGAAAAUUAUACUUAAUCCUGAUGAACAAAAAGGUUAUUCAGAUUUGCUGAAGACUGUAACAGCUGUUCUACCAGAUGAUGAUCGCGAAAUAUCAGUCUUUGAUUAUUAUGUUGACGAAGCUUGUGAAUGGGAUCUUUGGACUGCGAAGGUUGAAGAAUUGAAUGAAAAUAUUCAAGAUCGUAUUGACAUAUUCGGCAAUGUUCUUGUGCAAACAGUUGACUUAGCCCGUGCACAUUACUUUUUGAAAUAUGCUGCAAUGGCGCAAGUUAAUAUUUUACUUAGCGGGACAACUGGCUCGUGUAAAACAUUCCUCCUCGAUACGUUUCUCAGUGGUUUAGAUACUACUCAUUUUCAAACGACUCGAACGAAUUUUUCCAAAUCAACUAAUUCAGCCGAUCUACAAAAGAUUAUCGAAGCCAAUGUUGUUCAUCGACAAGGUUUUACAUAUGGAGCUCCACUAGCCAAGAAGUUCUGCUUAUUCAUUGAUGAUUUACAAGCAUCAGCAACAGCCAAAUUAGAUAAAUUCAAAAAUGCACCUGAAUUUCUUCGUACUCUCAUUGAUCAUCGUCAAUUUAUAACACAACAGAAACCAUACGAAACACGUAUUAUUGAUGAUCUUUUCGUCUUUGCCACAGCUACCAUUCCACCCACUGGCGAACAAUCAUUACUAACCCAGAGUCCGCGAUUGUUGCGUCAUUUUGUAAUUGUUAAUCUACCAGCAUCGGAAGCAUCACUUCGUCAUAUACUGACAAAUGUCAUCGAUGUGAAUAUGAUGAGUUAUGGCAAGACACCAAUGGAUCACGAUGUCUCAACGAAAAUCGUCGAUGUUCUCAUGGAUACACUUCGACAUAUUCAACGUGUCCUUCAGUCGAGUUCCGUACCUGGAAGAGAACACUAUCUAUUUUCUUUACGAAACAUGCUAACGUCAAUCCAAAGCUUGCGACUAAUUGAUGUCGAUUUGAGAAAUGAUAAGAAUUUCGUCGCACCGUUUCUUAAACAUGAAUUAUUUCGAAUUAUUUACGAUCAACUUACAAGAGAAAUGGAUCAGUACUGGUUUAUCGACACAUUGAAUGAAGUCUUUCGAAAUACAUUUGGUUGGACAAAAAGUGAAGAGGAUCAUCGAUAUAUAACAUUCCAAAUUGAUGGAAGAAGUUAUGAGCGACCACUAACGUCGUUGUUUGUCAAAGAGAUCAAAACUCAAGUUCAACCAAUGGAAUCUUUGAGUGCACUUCGUAAAAUAAUUGAUCAAGCGGCUUUACGCUAUAAGGAAGAGCUCGGACAUAAUACAUCGGCGUUGACCGUUUCCGAAAAUACAGCUUUACAUAUUAUACGCAUGCAUCGUAUCCUUUCUCAUCCGACUUUGAGCAAUCUGUUUGUUAUUGGUACGGUUGGCUCGCAUUUAUCAAAAUUGGUUCGAUUAGCAUUCUAUUUCGCUGAAAUUCAAGAAUAUACAAUUGAUUAUUCAAAUAAGAGUCUUUUUUACGAUAGUCUGAAGGCUGUGAUUCGCACUGCAUCCGUCGAAGGACGACACAUUGGUGUUCUACUUACAUACAAACACUUACGUGAUCCAGACAUCAUCGAUGAUAUCUCAUCUUUAUUGACAAGCGGUGAAUGUCCGCAUCUGUUCAGCGGAGAUGAACUAGAAGGACUUUAUCAGGCGGUGAUCAAUGCAUAUCAACGUGAUCAUGAUGUGUCGAUUGCUGUGUUAACUGAUCCACGACGAUGCUUUCUUACCCGUGUUCGUCAAAAUCUUCAUGUAGCUAUAUGUUUGCCAUCACAUAGUGAACUACUGAAGAAUCUCUCCUAUGAAUAUCCGGGCUUGCUCAAACAUACUCAAGUUUACUGGAUAAAGAACUGGACAAAAGCAGCACUGAACACUGAAGCAUCUCAUUUUCUUUCGUCACAUGAAACACUCUUCUCCGAUGAUCUUCAUAAGCGUUUAUCGCAAUGCCUGUGUGACAUCCAUUAUUUUAUGCUCGAUGAAUCUCGACAAGUUCCGUUUGUCGGUAGUACAGAUCGAACGAUAAUCAUUCGGGAGAAUCCAGUGAAUCAAAACCACCCGUUAACAAGCCGAUCAACGUCGUCCCGCGAACAAGUUUCUACGAAAAAAAAUGUGAAUAAAGAAGCGAAAAUCGUUGAUAUUGAACUACCGAAUUAUCCGUAUUCGCGAAUGCUUUUACACGAACAAAUUAAGAAUCAUGGCGCAGGAAAACCUUUUACUACAUCACCACUCCAUACAUUUAUUGGACCAGAAACAUUCACACGUUUUAUGCAAUCGUUCUGGUAUCUAUUUACUUCGAAAGCAGCUGUCUGUGAGCGUGACAUCAUUCGAUUAAGAAAAGUGCUUAGUACUUUGAGCAAAACUCGACAGAAUGCCGAAGAAAUGAAAGAGUAUAUUCAACAAUUAAAAGACCGAUGUUUGGAUAGUGAAAAGGAAACAGCUGUUCUCUUAGAAGAAGUUAUCUACAAAUCGAUGGUUUUGGAAAAAUUACGCGCGAAGUAUGCUCUGCCGGGAUGUUUACCAGGUUAUAUUUAUCGCGAUGAAAAAGAAGAUUUCAGUUUACCCGAUGGAGACAAAAAGACGCUUUUGGAAGAUGAAGCUGAUGAAUAUGAAGAAGCAUUCAAGAGAAUGAAAGACGAUUCAUUACGAUCGCGGCAAGUGAAAAUGCAAGAAGAACAUGACGAAGCAGUACGAGAAGUUGAGCAGUGGCGUGAAAAAUUAGCAGAGAAACGUAAAGAGGUCGAACAUUGGAAGAGUAAAGUUGACAAAUCAUGUAUUGAACGUAUUCGAACAUUUCAAACACCGCCCAUUCUUAUCGGAACCAUUAUGGAGAUGGUUCUAAUAUUGAUUGCUCGAAAACCUCCUGUUCGUUUUGAACAACGCGAGCAAGAACGCGAACGAGGAAAACUACAAGCCGAACGUCUUGAUCGACAUCAGUGGAAACAAUAUACAGCACAUAUGGCUGAUAUUGCUAAAUUUGUGGAUAUUUUGCAUGGCUUAGAUUGGCAAGAUGGUCUCAAUCUCGAUAUUUCAAAUGCGGUGGAAUCGUACAUUGCCAAAGGAAAGGAUGGAAUAUCAGAUGGAAUUACGGGUGAAGGUACUCUAUUAGAAAACGCCAAAAAUUUUCACGUGCCUCCUACACGUGCAACUGCAGCACAAGAGAAUCGCAUAACUUUAGGAGCUGCUCGUUAUGCUUCGGAAGAAGCUGCAAUACUCGUUCAUUAUGCUAUUGCUUUAGUGGAAUAUACAAAAAUCUGUCAACCGUUACGAUUAACGAAAGAAAAAGUCGAACAACUCAAACAAGAAUUAAUCGAAGCCGAGCAAAAACGAAUCGAACGAGAAACUGAAAUUCGCCGAUUGAAACUCAUGGAAGAAACACUUCAUAACGCCGAUAUCAGUGAAGAAGAUAGUCGUUUAGUUGACAUAUCACAAUAUACAUUGGAUGAUAUAUCACGUUUAACUAGUCAAUUGGAAGAGGCACAAACACGUUUUGAUGCUGCAGCAGUUAAUAAAAACAAACUAAGAAAAGAAUACGAAAGUUGUCAAUCACGUUUACAAGCAGCGUUAAAUGUUACACAGAGACGAGAUCAAUCCGCUCGACCACUUGAUGAGAGCGUCUGUUUAUCUGAUUUGGAAGAUCAAUGGACGAAAUGGAUUACAGAACACUCAACACAUGAUCAAACCUUAACGAAUUGUAUAUUAGCUGCAGCCUAUAUGACAUACUGUUCAUCAUUAGACGCUGAUUUGAGACGCAUUUUCAGUGAGAAAUUCACGAAAUUCUGUGAACAGUAUGAAAUUCCUCGCGAAUCGGAUUUGAUUUUUCAAUCAAUUCCAAUGGAUAGUGUUUCGAAGAAUAGCUUCGAUCUCUCAUUUUCUAUGAUCAAUCAAUCGCUAGAUUCCACGAACAAUACUUAUCGUAAUAACCAAGUGAUGACACUGGCAGAAUUUCUAUACAAUCCGAUUGAACUGAAAGAAUUUCAAUUACUCCGUCUCAUUCCAACUGAUAUCAUUACCGAAAAUGGCUGUGUAAUCAUGGCAGACGCAGGUAUCAAUGCUUGGCCACUUAUAUAUGAUGCCACAUGGUACUCUAUCGAUUAUAUUCGAUUGUUUUCAAAGAACAAGAAACUAUUGAUCGUUCGACAUCAUCAACUACGUACACAAUUAGAAAAUGCUCUUUCGGAAGGUCACCAUUUGCUCAUAACUGAUUGCGACACGAAUACUUUGAUGAACAAUGAAAAACUCGAAACAGUUAUUCGAAAUCAAGCACGGUUUUUCUCAAGCGAGAAACCAUUCAAAUUACAAUUAGGCCAACAAGAAAUCGAAUGUAGUCCUAAAUUCCGGCUUUAUUUGCAUACAAUAAUACAACCGGUAUUCAUUCCAAAGGAAUUAGCUGCUUACACAUUGAUCUUGAAUUAUCAUUUGACGCUGAACGAUCUGGAAGAAAUCUUUUUAAGUCGAUUCAUGGUCAAAGAAAAACCGCAUAUCGAUGUUGAACAAUAUACAUUGUUACAGGAAAAAGUUGAUACAUUGAAAAUUAUUGAUCCAUUACGACAGAAUAUUACAAAUUAUCUGGCAUCAGAUACGAUCAAUCUGCUACAAAGCGUCGAACCAACGAAACGCUUGUCCGACUUGAAGAAAGCGUAUGACGAAGCUAUCGAAGGAUCGAAGCGAGUGGCGUUACAAGAAGAGAGUCUAUUCAAAACUCGAAAUAGCUAUCGAAGAUUAGCUUUACGCGCUGCCACAUGCUAUAACACCCUACAUUAUUUACAACAACUCAUUCCGGAAUAUGUGAUGCCACUGGAACAUUUUCUCGAUUUGUUUGAUAGUUGCAUCUUCCAAUCUGAAAAACAUUCGAUGAAUAAUGUCAUGACUGAUUUAACGAAGAGUGCAUAUAUGACAAUCUAUCGAAUGUUGAAUGAUCGCGAUCGACGUGUGUUUUCGAUAUAUUUUGCCAUGGAGAUUGAAUCGUUCAAUCGUCGUCAAAACCAACAAUUUGACUCGAAUCUUCCAUCGGGUGAACGAGAAUUCAUUGUUUCACCAGCAUGGGCUGCCACAUUACUACAAAAACGGUCCGCUCGGGCAUCGAAUGAGCAUCGUUUUCUAUCCUAUAAAAAGCCGUUCGAUUGGAUGACUGAUGAGGCAUUUCAAAAUCUUCAAUACUUAGCAAUGUUUUUUGAUUGGUUUGCUGAUCCAUUUGAUCGCAUGGUCAAAGAAGUUCAAGAAGUGAAAUGGCGUCCAUUCUGUGAAGGUGAUACUGAAAAUUGUAUAUUUCCACCUCCACUUGAACAGCUGGAACCAAUUCAAAAGUUCUGCGUUGUACGAGCGAUCAGAAGUGAUCGAUUGAUUCAAGCAUCAACUGUCUACAUUUCGAAUGUGUUUCAACAAGAUUCAAACAAACCGAAAGCCGUUGCACAAGAUCAACAACAACAUCAUCCACAACAAACAUCUUCUCGUACACCAACUAUACCAGUUAUACCAACACUUCAACAAGAUGUUGAUCUUAUGCUACGUCAAAGUAGUCAACGAUCUGUUUUAUUACUAUACGAUGAUGAACCCGAUGAAGUGAUUAAUUAUUUCAAUUUCUGUACAAAUUCCAUUUCGACCGACGCAACAACGAUUGCGCCAACAAUUCAAAUCAUCAAUGUUUACGGAACUGGUGCAAGAGAAGAACGUAUUUUGAAAAAAAUACUCAAAAAUGCUAUUGCAAAUAAUGUUUGGCUCCUUCUCCAUGGUCUACAUAACAACCCUUCAUUCUUGUCUCAUGUUGAAACAUCACUUUGGGAACUUCGUUUAAAACGUCCGACACCAAUGCCUCGUAUCUGGCUUAGCAUUCAGCGUACUUAUUCGUUUCCAUCUUCAUUAUACGAUCUCUGUUUAAUAACUUACGUUCGCACACCAGUAUCAAUGAAAGAAGCAAUAACGCGAGCAUUUUCUAUCAUUGACAAUGAUCUGCUUCGCCAUUCAUUAAAAUCCGAAUGGCUCCCACUAUUGCACAACAUUUGUUACAUCCAUUCAACACUCAAUCUUCGUGCACGAUACGGUCACGCUGGAUGGGAUAUUCCAUCACUAACAACAUUUACGAAUGUCGAAUUAACUUCCGCGUUUCAAGUUGUUGCAAGAGAAUUUGCUCUAAGCGACCAAUCAGCAACUCGACUGGAUUCGUCGGCAGCAAAUGCCACAGCGUUGAAUGAAACCAACGCUCGACAACUAUCGUGGUCUUCGAUGCGAUAUACUCUAUCAGAAUUGAUUUACGGUGCUAAAGCUUUGAGUGAAUAUGAUCAACGAGCCAUUUCGAAUAUUGUCGAUUUCUGGAUUCAACCUGGAUCUGUUCGAAAAGACUUUGAGUAUUCCAAAAUCAAAUACAAGAUUCCAUCAAUAUUUUUUACACAACAGCCAAAACUAAGCCAAUUACUGCAAGCACUCGAAGCACUUCCAACACAUCAGUUUGACGUUGCGGAAACAUGCCAUCUUCAUUCAAGUUUUGAAGCAAGCACGGGCGAUGAUAUUUUCAUUCUCAAUCGGCUUAAUCGAAUAUUAGAUGCAUUGCCGCCGAAUGUGUCUUUGAAUGCAUCUAUUUUUCAACGACCAAAUACACCAAUCGAAGAUGUGACCAUCAAUACAUCAUUUUCUUCGUCAAGUGGAUUAUGGAACUCAUUUAGUUCUUCAGCAUUGCAUUCUUUUUCGGCAAAGAAGAAUCAGGGAUUAGAAGAAUGUUGCGCGUCUAUAUUAGCUACGAAGUUACCGAAAGUUUUAACUAAAGAUCAAAUCUUAGAUCGUGCACGUCGUAAUGGAUCACCACUAACAAGUCCUUUCAAUGUAUGGAUAAUACGUGAAGCAGAAUUAAUAACAGAUCUUGUGAAUCUUAUUCGUACUCACGUACAAUCGAUCAAAACUGCCUGUGAUCUAAGUCAAUUAGGCGUACAUUGGUCACAAGAAUUAGCCGAUGUUGCUCAUGCUUUGUAUUAUCAACGUAUACCUGAUGUUUGGUGCGAUGCAAUUGGGUUAAGUGCACCACCACCAAUCUGGGGUUUGACGAACUUUUUCGUCGAUUUAAACAUGCGGGCAGAACAUAUUGAAAAGUUGUUAACCAAAGGUCGCGAAAAACAUCCAGCAUUCAAUAUAUCGGCAUUCUUCAAUGCGUCAGCGUUGUUUGGUAUCUAUAAACAAGAAAUUGCACACUCACUAAACAUUUCUGAUGAUUCAAACAAUAGUUCCCUUAUGUUUCAAUGUGAACUAACACCACGCGAUCGAGAACAUAUCCGUGAAGCACCAAAAGACGGUCUCUUCAUUUACGGUCUUUACUUAUGGGGAUGCAGUGGAGAUAAAAAUAUCGUCGAGCAUGGUAUCUCUGAUGCACCGACAAGAAAUCGAGAAGGAUGCUCACUCAUGCCCGUCAUACAUUUAACAUGUGUACCAACAGAAAAAGCGGCACCAGUUGUUGCACAACCACAAACUCUAACGGAUACGACAGGUCCAAAUCGACCGACAACAACCGAUACAUAUUCAUGUCCAAUAUUUCCGAAGCGCUGUAUGGAGCGACGUAAUACAGAAGUCAUUUGUGAAUUAGAAUUAUGGAAAAAGACAACGGUUAUUGGUCAAGCAUCACGAUGGGCCUGGCGUGGAAUUUGCAUGACUGUUAAACCUUAUUAG